Molecule: messenger RNA, 765 nt
Organism: Cercopithifilaria johnstoni
Lineage: Eukaryota; Metazoa; Nematoda; Chromadorea; Rhabditida; Onchocercidae
Source: the annotation of a GenBank genome assembly
AUGCAAGGGAGUAUAAGAAGAAUUUAUGAACAAUUACGGAAUAGUGAAUUGUUGUCAUCUAGUGGUAUAUUGCAUCAUCCUACUACACCUACCACUGAACCAAAGAUACCUUUUGGUGAUUUGUUGAAGAAGCCGUUAUCAUUACCAACUACAUGGCAGGAUGGUCGUUCCAGGAUACCUCAAAAAAUAAUGACAAACGAUACUGCUGGUCACCGUGUUCUAACCACAUCGUUAAUCACAUCGCUUUUGCUUGAAAAUUGUGAUGGUAGGAUGUAUGAUCGAAGGAAAAAGCGAUUUUCUGCUGAAAUCAAGGUAGAAAGAGGUCAUUUAUUGCGAUCCGCAGCAGAUGAUGAUUCGGCCUUGCAACAUUUCAAUGAUAUGCAUAAUGAAAUAAAAAAUUCAACAGCUAGAGACAUUUUAUUUAUGAAAUGUCUCGAAUUCGGUGAUAUUUAUUUACGGGUAUCCACAACAAAGAUUGCUUUAUUGACAGAUUUUGAAGCUUCGUUGUUGAAAGCAGUUAGUGAUAUCGAAAUUCGAUUUCGCUUUCAUCAAUAUUCCGAUUUGUUCAAUUUUGUAAGCCAGCUAAGUGUGGGGGAUCGUGUAGUAGUACAGCUCAAACCUGGAAUCGGUGAAAGGCGAACGAUUGAGAGGUGUUUCAAAUCAGGAUGGGUGGAAUGGUUUGGUGAACCUGUUCUGGAUAGUGGAUUCUUGUUUGGUAUACGUCUUGACGUAAGGAUAUUUUUUGUUUCCGCAGUGAUACGAUAA